Molecule: messenger RNA, 1224 nt
Organism: Hippocampus zosterae (dwarf seahorse)
Lineage: Eukaryota; Metazoa; Chordata; Actinopteri; Syngnathiformes; Syngnathidae
Product: P2Y purinoceptor 14-like
Exons: 5
Coding region: 170-1207 (345 amino acids)
Biological process (GO): G protein-coupled receptor signaling pathway
Cellular component (GO): membrane
Molecular function (GO): G protein-coupled purinergic nucleotide receptor activity
Source: RefSeq, a predicted model, not a curated record
ACGCUGGCUUGAAUGGGAUCCGCCCGCAAGCGCCCGUGUUUGUCAUGCAAAUGUCACGCACGCCGAAGCAGGUCAGGCGGCGGCGCAAGAGGAAGUGGCGAGCAGUCCAGAGCACUACUGGAGUCGGUCCCGGCGUUGGUCGCGCAUCUCCUCCCGAGGAUCCGCGAGCAUGAGCGUCUUCAACGGCUCUUCCGGCGAGAGCUUUUCCACGUGCGGUUCCCCGCCCACCGCCGCCUGGAGCCGUCACAUCUUCGCCGCCGUCUACGGCCUGGUCUUCCUGGCGGGCCUGCUGCUGAACGGCCUGACGCUGAAGGUGUUCCUGCUGGGCGCCCGCUCGUCGCGCUGCAUCAGCGUCUACCUGAAGAACCUGGCGGCGGCCGACUUCCUGCUGAGCCUGUGCCUUCCCUUCCGCAUCGCCAGGCACGUCGGCGCCUCGCGGCCGGCGCUUCGGUCCUACUGCGGCUUGGGCGCGCCGGCCUUCUACCUCAACAUGUACGCCAGCAUCCUGUUCAUGGGAUACAUCGCCACCCACAGGUACCUGAAGAUCGUCCACCCGCUGGGAAGUCCCGCGCUGCAUUCGCUGCGGGCGGCUCACGUCAUCUCGGCGGCCACGUGGCUCGUCCUCCUGGCCGUGGCGGCCGCUUACGUCAUCCUGUCGCUGCUCGCUCCGGAGGCUCCCGCGCCGCCGGGCGCCGGCGCCGCCAGCUGCGACGACCUCCAAAGCGGACCGCUCAAGCUCUUCUACAAGGCAGUGCACGGCUUCUCGGCCGCCGUCUUCCUGCUGGUCCUGGUGGCGCUGCUCUUCUUCUACGGCAGCACCUCCCGCAGGCUGGCGGCGGCGCAGCGGCGGCGGUCGGCGUCCCCCGCCGCCCGCAAGCUGCUCAAGUCCCGCAGGAACAUCCUGGCCCUGGUGAGCGUCUUCUGCGUGUGUUUCGUGCCCUACCACCUGGUGCGCCUGCCGUACGCCGUGCUGCGGCCGAGCGGCUGCUGGGCCAGGCUGGCGUUUUUCUACCUGAAGGACGCCACCGUCGCCGUGUCCGUCCUCAACGUCUGCCUGGACCCGCUCAUCUACUUCCUCUUCUGCGACGGCUUCCGGGAGCGAGUCGGGGGCGGCCGCGGCCUCGCGCUCGGCUCCGGCGAACGGACCAGCGGUGGCCGAACGCCGAGGAAGAUGUCCGACCUCCCGUCCAGUGGUUUCUUGACCUGAAUGCGGCCUUGUUUCCA